CGGUCUGGAAGCCGGCCGGAAACGGUGUGAGGAGCGCAGGUGGAGGAUGAACCACAGGACUGCAGGUGUUUGUGGCCUCACGUAGAGGCUCUCCUGUGGGAGAGGAGGAAGACGUGAACGUGGGUUGCGUUGAACCCUAGUUAACCGGUUUGGGCAUCGCCAGCCACUGUGACCUCUUUGCAGCAUAAGACUCAGGCCAGAGAAGUCUCACCUUAAAUGAGUGAUGCAGGAUGAUUAUAAAUGCAAAGUGGAGCUUUCUUUGUCAUCUGAUGGCAGGACGAUAGUGUGCUACCACCUGCCUGUGAACAUUCCAUAUGAACACACAAAACCUAUUCCUAGACCAGAUCCUGUGCAUAAUAAUGAAGAAACACACGAUCAAGUGCUGAAAUCCAGGUUAGAAGAGAAAAGUGAACACCUUGAACAAGAACCCAUGAUAGAACAACUUAGCAAAAUGUUCUUUACUACCAAGCACCGUUGGUUUCCUCAUGGACAGUACCACAGACGUCGUAAGAAACUGGACCCUCCAAAGACAGAUGACAUCGAGGUUCUCAGAGGAAUCAGAAAUGUGUUUCAUUUGUCAUUUAAGAAAAUCUCAUGUGGUGUGUUUACUAAAAGGUCAUGUAAUAAUAAAAUUUCUUUUCAUAUAAAAAAAUAAAAGAAUAGGACUGAGUAGGUUGAUGUACAUCAGUUGUGAACACGGCUCAAAUCUGUUAGAGGGCCUCUGACUGUAUUGUAGUUAGUAGAGUUUACACAUAUAAAUCGUAAAGCCAGUUUCUACCAGGAUUUUCAGUCCUUGAGGACAGAAAAUCUAAAGAUUGCCCUCAAAAGACUUAGUUCAAUUAAUGAAGCAAUGAAAUAGUUACCAAACAAUGACUGGAUAAAGUUACCUUGGAAAUUACUAAUAGAUGGUGUUUUUUAGAAAUAACCUCAAAUCAUUUUGCUACAGCUAUAAAAGGACAUCCAACAAACACUAUUUUCUUUAGUUACAAAUUUCUCCAUUCCACAUGACAAAAUACUUGUAUAUAAAAAU
This is a messenger RNA of Tupaia belangeri chinensis (Chinese tree shrew), 1030 nucleotides long. RefSeq names its product 39S ribosomal protein L42, mitochondrial-like. The record is from RefSeq and is a predicted model, not a curated record. Bases 224 to 655 code for a protein of 143 amino acids. The transcript is spliced from 3 exons. Gene Ontology annotation, cellular component: mitochondrial large ribosomal subunit. Lineage: Eukaryota; Metazoa; Chordata; Mammalia; Scandentia; Tupaiidae.